AUGUCCGCAGGGACGUUUUCCGCGGGGGAUGCGUCUUGCGCGUUUCGCCCAGUGAUCAACCGGCGGAGUCGUCGCCUUGCAAGUGGCCUUCUGCCCUUGGAAGAGCGGCAGCAACACGACCUUGUGCGGCGAGAGCGUCAUCGGCAGCAGCUUCUGGCCAAGGUGGAGGAGGAGCGUCAGAGCAACGAGACAUUCACGCCGGUCACCAACCCGCGUGUGGGGCGGAGCCACACCGCUGUUGAUAGUCAUGAGAAGAGUCGGGCUGCACUCAUGCGCAAAGUGCACUCGGCGUCCGCGGAGGAGACAUUUCGUCCUGUAAUUAACGCCAAAAGCCAGCGCAUGGUCGCGGAGGGCGCAUGGCAGAGUUCGCACCAGCAGUCGCAGGAGGUUCGUCAGCGCGUACAGAAGUUGUGGCGCACCCAUGCCGGUGUGGGAAGUGGCGAAAUGACACUCGCUGGGGUGUACGCCACGCUGCAGGAGUUGGGGUUGCAAGCCCCCUCCGCCAUGGUCGACAAGUUCAUGUUGGCCCUUGGCUUGGAUGAAGCAGCCGGAGUGCGUUGCGUGGCCUAUGACCGCUUCGUGAAGGUCCUUACGACUGUACUCCGCGCCGCACUUCUUUCCUUUUCUGGAGAAGACAAUAGUGAUGGCGUCCGCGGCGCGGAUCGUGCUGCCGCGACCGCUGGCAGAGAGCAUCGUGGAGUGGAGACUGAACCUCCCAGCCCUCGCUGUGUUUCUUCACCGGGCUCAGUGCCCACGAUGCGCCGCGUCAUGCGUGCCGAACCUCCAGCUGAUGAAUGCAGGAAAACAGGGAUGGACGCAUCUCCCCUCAAGGCCUCUAAAGCAGCUGUGCCAAUCUUGCAGCGGCCCUCGCGGAGGACGGGCAGCUGCACCAACGCCGCUGCUCAUGGCGAGGAAAAUAGUUCCCCGUCCCCCACUGCACCGCCGUGUGGCGACUGCCCCCGCGUCUCUGCGCCGGGUGACCCGCGGGUGUCGGAGGAGUCCCCUGGACUGAGCCGUAGCCCUCACCCGCGCCUGCUCCAGCGGACACGGCAGAAGAAAACAGCGUAUGACCCACUGCAAGGAUGCACAUUUGCUCCAACGAUUAACAAGAGAAUUCGCGUGGCGUCAUUCAAAGUUCUAGCUGCACGCGAAGAACGGGGGAAAAAAGCAGCUGCAGAUGGAGAAGGAGCGCUGGUUCAGACUAAACGCAGCUCUAUCGACGCGGCGUAUAAGUCGAGGGAGAAGCAGGAGUUGGAGGAGUGUACAUUUGCCCCCAACACGGCCCGCUUUCACAAGGAGCGUGAUUCCCUGGCAUGGUGGGCGCGGGCGCCAGUUGAUGGUGUGGGCACGGAGUCCACAGCGGCCUCCACUUCGCCGUCUUCUCUCACGGCCGAAGACCCCUCCGUUAAAGGGAGUGCAUACGAGGGGGGCAGGGAAACACCAGGCCGAUGCGACAGGAGCAGUAGGAAUGUUUGUCGUCCUUCUCCCAGCCACCACAACGUUCCUAGUCGCCGUCGGCAACCGCAGGCCCCGGUUGAAGAUCCACCACAUGUGCCUAUUGCUAUAGGUUUUGACAAGGCUGUGCAGCGGAUGACAGAGGCAAGGAGAAACUAUCGACCCAAGUUUGAAGAAAUGCUGCGCUCCGCCGCUGAGGAGCCUCAGAAAACCAUGCGACCCACAGUUGCGGAGCCGUUUUUUCUGCAGGCAGAAGCGCGGCACUUGCAUAGGGAACAGAACAAACCGUUGUUGUACGUUGAUGUCGAUUUACCGAGCGGAAAAACAGGCCGCAUUGGCGUUCACCGAGGAGACGCAGCAGCAGACCUUGUAAGACGCUUUAGUGAUACAUAUGGUCUGAAUGAGGAGCUGCGGCAAAGAUUGGAAUUGUUGCUGACGGAAAAAAUGAGGGAAGUCUUACAGGAGCAUGGGCGCACACUAUGGCUUUGA
Messenger RNA from Trypanosoma conorhini, 1944 nucleotides. RefSeq lists its product as uncharacterized. Gene Ontology annotation, cellular component: cytoskeleton. The record is from RefSeq and is a predicted model, not a curated record. The transcript has a single exon. NCBI's taxonomy places the organism in Eukaryota, Euglenozoa, Kinetoplastea, Trypanosomatida, Trypanosomatidae. Bases 1 to 1944 code for a protein of 647 amino acids.